AUGGUGUAUGGAUUGGGAUCUAAUAUGUUUGGUCAGCUCGGUGGAGAAGACUUUGUAUUGGCUGUCAAUACGGAUAAUAAUGUGAUAUUCAGUUUCGGGCGCAAUAAUAGGGGACAAUUGGGACGGCAUGUGGAUAUGGAUGUAUUCGGGUGGGGGUGUAAUAGAGAGGGACAGGUAGGUUGUGGUAAUAAAAAAACUCUCGAUAAGUUGAAUAAUUCAAUAUCAUUUGAAAAGUCAUUUGAUGUAAUAAAUAAGCUUGGUGAGGGUGGCUAUGGACAGAUAUGUGACUUUGGUUUGGCUAAAGAGGUCCCAAAUUGUGAUCCGUUUCUUAUGUCUAAAGCCAAACAUACGGCAGAUGUGGGAACUGUUUACUAUAUGGCACCGGAAGCCCAGACUAAUGAAUACAACCACUUAAUAGAUAUCUACAGUCUAUCUCUAAUUGGGUCUCAAAUAUUUGGUUUCGUUACAAACGAUAUAAUCGACGGAAAACCACAAAUCCUGAUACAUAAAUUCGCUGUCACUAUGUAG
Messenger RNA from Oppiella nova, 528 nucleotides. The record is from the annotation of a GenBank genome assembly. NCBI's taxonomy places the organism in Eukaryota, Metazoa, Arthropoda, Arachnida, Sarcoptiformes, Oppiidae.